UCGGGCGGUGACGUGUCGGCGUGCGCACGUGGCGUACCGCCGCAUUCGACCGGCGCGUGCUGCACGUGCCUCGUGCCUAGUGCCGCGUGCCGCGUGCCCGCGCGCUUCCAGGGAGGAACACGAGCGCUUCGACCUGCCUACCUCUGUGGGGCCGCGGGCAGGGGGCGCUGAGCGGCGACAUGCGGCUGUCCUGGGCCGCGCUGGCAGCGGGACCCCGCCGCGCCAUGCAGCAGGCAGAGCCCUUGCCCGAGCCGGAGCAGGACGAGUCAGAGCUGGACGAGUCCGAGCUACGGCGGGAGCUGCUCAACGACAAAUGGCGCCAGCUAUUUGACAAGUACGACCCGGAGGGGUUCGGCGAGAUCCCGUGGGACGACUUCCUGGCCGUGCUGCACAACCCCGACUUCCUGGCCGAGCUGGAGCCCAACAAGAGAGACGUGUUGCUGCAGCGCGCCAGGGAGCGAGCCACCUCCGCCAUCACCUUCCAGGACUUCGUGAACGUGAUGACGGGUAAGCGCAGCCGCAGCUUCAAAUGCGCGGUGCACCACCGGGACGGAGAGGUGUGCAGCGAGAACGACUUCCACGUGCUGGCGCGGGAGCCGCCCGCCUUCCGCAGGAUGGUGCGCAUCAUCGCAGACGAGUUCCUCACGGAGGAGCGGGACCGCAAGUACUACGCCGACCAGUACUCCUGCUGUCCGCCGCCGCUCUUCAUCCUGCUGGUCACGCUCAUGGAGCUGGCCUUCUUCACGUACUACACGGUGGCGACGGGCGAGGUGAACCCCUCGGGGCCCGUGCCCAUCGACAGUGUGUUCAUCUACCGGCCCGACAAGCGCCUGCAGGUGUGGCGCUUCCUCUUCUACAUGGUGCUGCACGCGGGGUGGCUGCACCUGCUGUUCAACCUGCUGGUGCAAGUGUUGGUAGGCCUGCCCUUGGAGAUGGUGCACGGCUCCCUGAGGAUAGGCGCCGUCUACAUGGCGGGCGUCCUGGCGGGCUCGCUGGGGACGUCUGUGUUCGACACGGACGUGUACCUGGUGGGGGCGUCGGGCGGAGUCUACGCUCUGCUGGCUGCACAUCUUGCCAACGUGCUCCUGAACUACAAUAAUAUGGAGUUUGGCAUCGUCAGACUGAUCGGGAUAUUUGUCGUGGCGAGUGCGGACGUGGGCUUCGCGGUCUACGACAGGUACGCGGCGGAGGCGAUGGGACCGCCCGUCUCGUACGUGGCGCACCUGACGGGCGCGCUGGCCGGCCUCACGAUAGGCCUCCUGGUGCUCAAGAACUUCGAGCAGAAGCUGCACGAGCAGCUGAUAUGGUGGGUGGCGCUGGGCGUGUACGCCGCCUGCACCGUCUUCGCCAUCCUCUUCAACGUCUUCAACCCCAGCUACGCAUGAGCGGCGCUCCCGACGGUGACGUUCCUGCCCGCGAGACGCGCGACCGAACACUCGUCUCUCCGGCACCGCCCUCAGCCCCGGCUACGCACGAGACGCCCCGUGUUCUUGCCCGCGAGCCACGAAACUAGCGCUCCUGCUCCUGCACUGUUUCCACCUCCCCUCUUCAACAACUUUACCGUUCUCUACAUUAAGGGACAAGGUUAUAUGGUGAAUUGCAAUAAUCCCGAAAUAACACCGCAGAGCAUGUCGAUUCACACCACGCAACUAAACAUGGAAUAAAUAUCAGCAAUUUGACUAUAAACCUAACUCAGAUUACAAAAACCAUAACAUUUCAUUGUAGUGAUUAAUUUAGCACAGUGUUUGUACCGAAAUGUACAAACUUAAUGGAUUGGAAAAAAUGUAAUAUUACAUUGUUUGAUCCUUGCAUCUCAUAUUAGAAUCACCCUUUUUAUGUUAAUGAUGUUGGCACAUUUUUCCCUCACAUUAUAAUUUGCAUAUAUUUUUUGUCUUAGAUAUGUUCUUACAAAUUAUAUUAUUGUAUCUUUAGAUAGUCCAUGUAUUAAAAAAAAAAACACCAUAAUGCUCCAGUUUUAAAAUUGAAAUUGACAUAAAAAUAAAACCAUAAAUUCUUGUCUCUAUCUACAUUACAUCACUCCUAAGGCUUUUGAGCAAUGAACUGUUAGAAAAGACAUUCCCGAUACUCUUGCCUCAGUUAUCUUCAGUAGCAAAAGCCUAAUCAUUAUCUUCAACUAUCUUUUUAUUUUCUUAUUUGCCUAUCUCUUCAAGUGAACUACCCAUGAGGCAAUCUAGCAGGCGAUCGAUUCAGGUAUUAUUUUUUUCGAUAUUUUGCAGGCAGGAUACAAAAUUGUGUUGUACUGCUGUGCUUUACGACUCCGAACAUAGAAGAACUUUAGGGAUUGAAUAUCAAUUCAAAUGCAGUCAAAGGUUGUGCAAUAUUCUGUGUGGUAGUGUUUGUAACUGACUGCUGUUGUUGCACCCAGACUUGUACGUUGUGCAGCAACUGCAGAGUGCAAGGUGAUGUGUGUCAGGCCGUAUGACAGCUGUGUGGCCAACACAGAUGAAGACUGAAUACUGAUUACGUAGAUGAAGAACAGCAAUUGUUAAUCUAGGAAAAUAAAACUCUUAGAAAAUGAACCAGGUAAACACUUAGUUCUCACAAAUUGAAAGGUUCAUUUGUAUAACAUUCUAAAUAAUGUUUGUUUAGAAGUAAACUCUCUUCUCACUUCAGUUAUUAAAGUUUUCUAAUAUUUAAUGUUAAAACUAAGUGUGAAUGUGUUUGAAUUUAAUGUUCACGUACUCGUGUUGAAUGGACUAAAUGAAUGUUGGUGAUUUUUGAUGCUAGUCAAAACAUGACAAAAACAAAUUUAUAAAAAAAAUACAAAAAAAAUUUCAUGACUGAAUAUACUUUAGAGCCAUGUAUGUUAAAUGGACUCUAGCAAACAGGAACAUAGUUCUUAGUUUUAUUUAACUUUUGUUAUUUAUUUAAUAUAAUUAUGAUGGUAAUACUACUUAUCAUAUACUUGUACUCCUAAUAUGUUUCAAAUGAUAAAUAAUUUAUUAAUUAAGUCUAGGCCUAAGUAUUGUAUCUAUCUCUUACAAUUAGUGGGGGUUUAUUUUUUUUGUACCAAAGAAAUUUUUUUACACACAGCACAUUAUAUUAUUUAUUAAUAUGUAAAAUAUGGUUAAAAAGCGGGAUCUUAUAACUUCAAAGGUUACAACCUAAAUGCAGUAAAACCCUGUUGAGAUGUUUUUCAAGGGAUUUCGCUCUACAAACUUUGUAGCUGAGAAAACAACUGGGAAAAUUGCCAAGUUUCAGUCAUGGUUGCCAUGUUGAUUUUUUCAUAUUUUCGUAGAUACUUUUAUGUAAGGGCCAUUUCUAAAAUUUUAUUCAAUACCUCCCUGAUAUUCAUUGUUUGCCACGAAUAUUAUCGACAGAUGUUCACUUAGAGUAUAUUCAUGGGUGUAAAAAGUCGCGCUAGUCUUCGUAAUUGUCAUAAUUUACAUGUCUUUUUACAAUCCUGAUUGUACACUAAGUGAAUACAUGUUUAAAAUAUUUGUGACAGGAAAACAAAUGCAAAGGAGGUAUUGAGUUUUAAAUUUUAGAAAUACCAACCCUUAAAUAUAAGUAAUGAAAUUUUAAAAAAAUUGGCACGGCCCGAGGGACGUGGCCUUGAGAUGCUAGAAUCAUGUUCCACACUCGAGAAUCUGCACUCGCGCUUUUGUAGGUAAUGUCGUCAGCCUGUGUUUUUUAAACUGUUAGAACCAGCCACUGGUGCUUGAAAAUCAAUAUCAGAUCCAGCCCCACUCUGCUGGACUAUUUAUCUUGUAAGGAUGUUGUACAGUGGGAUAUUUUGUGCCAGCUCGUGCUAAAAACCACUCGAGAAGAGUUGGAUGACCUGGCCGCGGGUGGACUCUGAGCUGUCAAUGGUGCAACCUUAAAUAUGCUCCAGUUCCUUUGAGCCGGUUUCAGGCCCCAUUCUCCAUUCUGUGUUGCCGCGCUCUAUUGUGAUUCUCGGGAUAGCAGGAGCUAGUCCCGGCUCUGCGAGACCUCCUCGCUCAAGUCUUCUUCUGAAGAUUGAAAGGUGGAUGUGAAUGUUUGGACGCUCUUGUCUUGCAUGCUGUGAUGAUUUUUUUGACGUGACGUCUAACAAAUCAAUGAACGCCGGCUGCACGCACGAAAAAGUGUCCCGUAACACUCAUUGUGCCACUACGGAUGUCCCACUACGGAUGUGUCCUGUUAUGCUCAUUGUACGCAUGCGUGGCAUCUCUCUUCCACUCGAUUGGAACAACAAUCGAUUUGACUUUCAAUAAUAUUUUCGUUGUUUGAAUUAUUAAUAUCAUAUAAUUUAACGAUCGUCCACCGAUUUGCAGCCGACAAUAUAUUUUUAAUUUCCUGCCUACCAUUAUAAGAAAUAAAUAUGGCGGACUACAUACGUUUUUAAAACUCGCACAACACAAAACAAAAUUUUUAUAUAUAUAUAUAUAUAUAUAUAUAUAUAUAUAUAUAUAUAUAUAUAUAUAUAUAUAUAUAUAUAUAUAUAUAUAUAUAUAUAUAUAUAAACAUUUGAAACAAUUAUUUUCAAUAUGGCCUCGUGGCCUUGCGGUUAGCAUUGCUGGUUGAUGGUUCAAAUCCCAGCCGCUGCAAAAACAAAUUUUUGUACUUGUAAAAAUAAAUACGGCCCUCGCGACACUUCAAAAGUAAUAAAUAUACUUGAAUUAAUGAAUGCAAAUAAAUGUAAAUUUAUUAAUUAAAUUGUACAUUUCAUUUCACUCCUUCUUUGUAUCCAUACGAAAUAGUGAUAAUUCAAUAAAAAUGAUUCAAUUUUAUUCAUAAAAGUAUGCAGAUGUAGAUUUUAUCAUACAAAAGAUAUAAAAAAUUUUAAAAAAAAUUUAUUCCUCAAAGAAUAUAAUAUUUUUAAUGCCUAAAUGAUUUGGUUGCAAAAACCUAUUACGGCUCAGUCUCACCCCGAAUAUGAUAUUUCCUUUUCUUCUGAAUCAAUAAUUUCAUCGAAGUUUUGUUAUGACGUUGUCACGUUGAACUAUCGUCCGUAAACCAACUUUACAGACAAACAAUUUUUUUUUGGAGUUUUUUUUUGUCAUUACUUUUUUUAAAGGACUAAAUCUAAAAUUUCAAUUCAAUACCUUCCUUGCAUUUGUUCUCGGACAAAACAGAUGUUCACUUAUUGUAAUGCCAUGCAUGUAAAAAGUGACGCAAGUGAUGAUAAUUGCGAAGACUUGCGUGUUCUUUGCACGUAUGAUUCUACACUAGCUGAAGAUCUGUUUAAAUUUAUUUGUGGCAGAACGAGUGCAAGGGAGAUAUUAAGAUUUUAGAAAUAGCUCUUAAAAGGCCACUCCAGUGUUUCAGGGGCACUACACAACCCGCGUUAACCUCAUAAGAUUCAAUGCUAUUUUCAUUUUGCUUAUAACUAAUUAACUAAUUUAGAUUUCGAAAUGAUGCUUGCUUGAUAUGUAAGAAAACGAUGCUCUUAUCAAAGCCCAUUCUUCAAAAACGAGCGUAAAUUAUGGUUUUAUACUGAUCUUUACUAAUAUGCAUAAGUGUAUUGUCUAGGUUUGAACCAUAAUUUAUGCACGUUUUUGAAGAAAGGGGCUUUGAUAAGAGCAUCGUUGUCUUACAUAUCAAGCAAGCAUCAUUUCGAAAUCUAUAUUAGUUAAUUAGUUAAAAACAAAAUGAAAAUAACAUUGAAUGUUAUGAGGUUAACGCAGGUUGCGUAGUGCCCCUGAAACACUGGAGUGGCCUCUUAAAGGAAACAAAGAAAAAAACACAAAUCAAGAUGGUUUGCAAGACAGAGCCAUAGUAACUACAAUUCAGAGCAGUGACACGACAACGUGGAUGGGGCCGCUCGGGAGACUCACCUGAGCCUGGUCCGUCCCACCGACCCCCGAGGGAAGGUCGACCGGCAACCGCACGGCACGAAGGUUGUGCCAUCGAACAGCAGGCAAAAGGUCCGUUCGUCACGCUCGCACACCUGUACACAUGAUCACAGACUUAUCGCGUAGGAAGUGAGUCAGUUUGUUGUCAUUGUUGAGGAGUGUUACGUACACUACGGCUCUCAGGGAGUAGGGUAUCCACAGGAACUCUCGGUAGGAGACCUCUUAUGCCGAACAUGGCAACUAGUGUGUCGACUACAACUUGAACGUACCGUUAAGCCUUUGAUGCGACGACACGUCGGACAUUGGCUGCAAAAGCCCUUUGUCUAGAGGUUCAAUGCCAUGUUUUGUUUAAAAAUUACGUAAGGUAGUGUUUAUCAUUUUUUUUUUUUUUUAAACUUUAAAUGUUUUUGUUUUUUUAACAUUAACUGGAUAUGGUGGUCGCAACUAGAAGAGCAUUAUUUGUAAAUAAAAGCUUACGAAUCGUAAAAAAGUAGACUAAAAAAUCAACAGCAUAAAGUGCAAGCAGAGUAAAAGAAAUUUUAUCGCCUGACAACACUGAAUUCUGCCAUCAUCGAGACGCAAAGACAUUUUACGUCGAGCAACAAACUCCGUCUUCGAAUGACAAAGAAAUCUAAGCUAGGGAGGUGUGAAGACACGGAGCAGCCACUGCUUGAUUCAGAGCUGGCUCAAAGUAUCCCAGCGAAUGGCACCCUCGUAAAAAAUGUUGAGUAGGUUGGAGUUCAAACACAGGUACGGCAUUGGUUACUAAAGUGUAAAUGGUAAAUUUGCGAGUGAAAUUAGGUGAUCAUAGCAUUUUAAACAACAUCCAUUAAAAACUUCUCAGCUAAAAAGUCUUCAAGUUGUAACCUUAAAAAUGAUACAUUCAAUUGUGUUUUAAAGAAUUUGUAUAAUGUCCACAUUUGUAUGGAAUAACAUCUAUAACAGUAAGAUAUCACUUGAAUUAAGCACAGUGACAUUAGCACACUGCCCUUAAAGUAAUAAUUAGAAUAUAAAUUAAACUGUUAAGUUUUUCCAUUUAUUUUUACAUGAAAGUUUGUUCCCUUUCUUUUGUAAACUACGCUGUAGAAAUUUUUAAACUGAUCCAUUCAACUAUUUGGUGCUUAAAAUUAAAUUCUAAUUUCAACUCGUAACAGUGCAACUGUAAGAGUAAUUUUUUCAUGAAAAAUUUAUAGAAAAAAAUAGCUUAACAGAAAUAUAAAUUUUAUCAUUGCUGCUUCAAAGUAUAAUUUACAAAUAAAACUAAUUAAUAUAAGAGCUAAUGUUAAUUUUAUUUAACAGACCAUGACAUUUUACAAGAUAAAAAAUAAGUGUGAUUUAAAAUUUAAGCUUAUUAUACUAUAAAAAAAAUUCUGCUGGCAAUGGAUUCAAAUUAAGAACUGUACUACUUUUAUUUUUGCAUUAGUAUCAUUAGUGAAAUAUUUAUUAGUGACCUUUAAGUUUUGCCACGUAUCAUUUUGAUAAACACCACACGUUAUCCAUCGGAAUGUACAUUUUUUCAGCAGCAGAUAACCAAAGAUGUGAAACUUUAGUGGUGUGGUUCAAGUGUAAGUAAACUGCCAGAGUUAGCGCCAGGAGUAUGGUUGCAAUUGUCUGACAGUUAGGUUUGCUUGAAUUGGUGAAUCUGUGUGAAUAUCUGUAAAAUGUACAUAUAAAUAUACUUUACCCAUGUAUCUUUUUAUACCUGUUUUGUUACACAAAUUGCUCAUUACCUCAAUAAACUGUUUAUUAAUUUAUUAUCUGAUCACAAAGGUGGUAGUCAUCCCAGGAGUGCUGCUACUUGCAUUGAAGUUUGUUUUGAGCUGUUUUUGACAGUGGCCAAUUCAGUGGUAUCAAGUUAACCUACUGGCAAGCAAUAUAACUAUGCCAAAUGUUCAUAAUAGGAAGUAAGCAUUAGGUACUUUCAUUCCUCACAUUAAUGUGCCACUUGCAAGAAAAAAUUUGCAUGCAAAUUCCUAUGUUACAGUACGUAGAUGCAUCAACACUCAAAAAUAACUGUGGCAUUAUACUUUUUAAUGAGUAAUUAAUAAAACUUUGAAAUAAAAAAAAAAUUAGUUACCUACAAAUUUUAAAUUAAAAUAACUAUGGUAAUAUGAAAAAUUAUAAUUUUUUUUUUAAUGUAUGUCAUUGAUUUGUUGUAUGUCAUAGAGAAAACUUAAUGGACACAAAAAAAAAUGUGAAUUCACACACAAAAAACUAGCCAAUAUCAGACGAUGUCAAAAGUUAAAUUCCAUGAUAGCAUUGAGAUUCCCAUGGAAGAAAUUGGUCAAGAAAAAUUAUCACAGCACAGAUGAACACAAUAUGUUUUCUAAGUUGCUACAUUUUGGGAAAUGACAUCUGAUCCAUCAUCAUGCACAAACAUGGACUUUUUUGACUUUUCCUGCAUGUGUGUUCAUCUUUUUUUUGUCCAUUGAGAUUUCUCUUGACAUUGUGUAAACCACUGGCAUGGUCCAAAGAUAAAGUUUUAAAUCUGUCUUCCCCAUGCAAGAAUCAUUCAAAGAAUGUAUGAAAUAUUAUCGUUAAUAUUUUUAAAAUGUGGAUACCUAUUUUUUUUUUUUUUUCGCAUAACUGGAAGAGUAUUAUGAUAAGGAAUUUUAAAAAUUAUACCCCCAACACAAGUGUUAGUAUUUCAUCGGGCAUGUAAUACGCAUGCAUGUUAAAUACCACAGUUGUAGUCACUCCUGCGUUUGUUGUUAUGGACUAAACGUGAAAUGUAAAAUGAUGUUCCUUGGAUGACUUCACCUUAUGAAGGUUAUAGUGUGUCUUGCCUUGCAAUUCCAGAUUGUAUUGUUACAGAAGGCAAGAAUGUUGCUAAUUUUGACCGAACUUGUACUGCCAAUAUGUUAAUUCAAAGAAGAAAAAUGCUCACAUUACGUCACAACCACGGAAGCUAGUGUUCACAUUACUACAAAAGGAUAAAAUCUAGAACAUACUAAGCCUUAAUAAAAUAGUAAUAUAAAUAUGUACCAUGGUUUGAGAUUCAUUUUCCAUUCCUCUACUUUACCUAUCUUCACUCUCAAAAGUUGUGCUUUGGGCACGCACGCACGCACGCACGCACGCACGCACUAUUAUUGACCAAUUUUAAACUGCUACAAACUAUUUACUGUUGACAAGAGAAGAAACUGUAGCAUAAGGUUGAUUCUACUUGUGUUUAGGAAGAAAACUGUUUCUAAUGGGACAGUUUAACACAGGUAAAAUGUUGGCUACUAUAGGUGCGCGGUUGUUCCGUCCAAGUGACAUUUUCUCGCAAACGAAAGAAUAGUGGAUAUGAGUACCAUCACAAGAAAAAAUGUUAUAUCUUUACUAAGAAUAUAUAAAUGUGCUGUUCAUAUUUGUUUUCAUAUAAAUGAAUAAUGGAUAAAUUAACUAGUUUUAACUUCUAGCUAAUUAUUGAGCUCUGAAUCACCACAUUAGGCUCUAAAGUAACCACUUGCUUGGCCAAGUUAAGGUCCCUGAAUAGUUUUGAGAUUUGGGGUCAAAAUUUAUGCACUUAAAUUCAGUCCUGAUAUUUUAGCACCAUUUCACAUAACCUAAAUAGUUUAGUUGGUACCAUUUUGAACACGCCUUUAAAUCUUAAUAUUUAUAGCUACAUACUUAACCUACAUCGAAAUAGGCAGCAAGAUGCAAGUUGGUUAUUUCAAUUGAUAAUUACCGGUAAAAAUGCUAAGCCUAAAAAUGACACAAUUUUGUACACAACAAACAAAUGCUGAUUUUGAAAGAGAAGGAUCAUCAAUGGUGUUUGGUAGCGAAAAAGUCUAUCUUCCCAACCCGUAGUAUAAUCUCAGCAUAAGUAAUGCAUGUAGGAAGGAGCAACUAGAGCUAAAAUAACAUUUUUUUUGUACAUGGAAAAAA
Molecule: messenger RNA, 9668 nt
Organism: Bacillus rossius redtenbacheri
Lineage: Eukaryota; Metazoa; Arthropoda; Insecta; Phasmatodea; Bacillidae
Gene: stet
Product: protein rhomboid
Exons: 11
Coding region: 180-1385 (401 amino acids)
Cellular component (GO): membrane
Molecular function (GO): serine-type endopeptidase activity
Source: RefSeq, a predicted model, not a curated record